AUGGGGAAGCCACGGAUGAUCAUUCUAGUGCGCCAUGCACAGUCAGAAGGCAACAAAAACCGAGACAUUCAUCAGACUAUUCCAGACCACCGUGUGAAACUCACUGCUGAAGGACAUCGACAAGCCCAGGAUGCAGGCCGACGACUACGUGACCUCCUGCAACCCGACGAUAAACUUCACUUCUUUACCUCCCCUUAUCGGCGGACAAGAGAGACUACCGAGGGAAUUAUUGAAUCCCUAACAGCCGAUACACCCGCUCCUUCGCCUUUCCAGAGACACACAAUCAAAGUUUAUGAAGAACCCCGGCUGCGAGAACAAGAUUUUGGUAAUUUCCAGCCAUGUUCAACGGAGAUGGAGCGCAUGUGGAUGGAGCGAGCAGACUAUGGUCAUUUCUUCUACCGGAUUCCCAAUGGUGAAUCCGCAGCGGAUGCCUAUGAUCGAGUGAGUGGGUUUAACGAGUCCCUCUGGCGCCAGUUUGGUGAGGACGACUUUGCAAAUGUCUGUGUGCUUGUUACACACGGCCUCAUGGCACGCGUAUUUCUCAUGAAGUGGUAUCACUGGAGCGUGGAAUACUUUGAGGACCUUCGUAACAUCAACCAUUGCGAGUUCCUGGUCUUGACCCACAACCCAGAAAACGGCAAGUACACACUACAGAACAAGCUUCGCACCUGGUCAGAUCUACGAAAAGAUCGAGAGCGUGAAAAUGCAUCCAAAGAGCAGGUCCCUGCGCCCGUUCCGCCUGCUGGUCAUGUCGGCCUCACUGAUCACAUCCCAAUUCGGCGCAAGUGGGGCGGUUGCCCCGACGGCUGCACUCAUGGUAUGACUGCAGAGGGAAAACAAUCGGUGCGAGCGAAUCUUUUGAAUUCUAUGCGUCACGAGCAUAGCUACGCUCAACCAAAGCAUACCGAUGACUAUGCAGGCAGUUUUGGCUCCAAGCUUCACAAGUCUAUAUCCAUCGAUGAGGUAGUAUCGUCCUCGGAAGACAGUUCGGCCCAGAAUGAGACCAGCCGCAAACCCAGCGCUCGUCACGUCUCCAACCCGCAGCACACACUUCGCGACGAUGACAACGGAGACACCAAGCAAUACGAUUCUAGCUCAGAAGCCCGGCCAAACGUGAAUCCAUUGCAUCCAAAACGCCCGAACUUCCAUGGACUGAACCGAAAUAGCGAAGACCAUCUGCCCCACCUGCCAACAGCUACAUCUUCAUCAUCAGCGCACCUAAAGUACGCCCUCCUCCACCUUGGUGGCCGUGACGGUGGAGGCUCCAUGAGCGGAGCAAAUAGCCUCGCCCCAUCCGACGACGAGGGAGACGAUCACGCUCAUCACCGUCAUCUUGCACCAACCUCUCCCAGCCUCACCCCUAGCAAUUUGUCCCAUGCGAACCAGCAACACUUCGAAUUCCCGUCCAGCGAGCAAACCCAACAUUCAGGUCCCUCUCAGGAGCUCGAAGAUGACGGCGAUGACGAGAUGAGUGGCAAUCGCACCGAGAAAAUGAAGAAGGCUCGCCUGCAUCAUCCCCAUCAUCACCACCACCAUCAUCAUCACCAUGUUUCUUCUUCUACUGACCAAUCCGAGCACCGCAUGGCCAAUAUCCUAGGCGACGGAGACGAGUCAUCCAACCACUCAGAAUCACAGACGCGAGGACAAGAAAGUUCGUCAACAGAUUCUCCAUCUCAUCUCCACAUCGAGGAAUUAUCCUUAGAAGAGCAACAAAAGCAAGAUCAGAGCAUCCAAGGGAGCGUCUACUAA
Molecule: messenger RNA, 1749 nt
Organism: Penicillium expansum
Lineage: Eukaryota; Fungi; Ascomycota; Eurotiomycetes; Eurotiales; Aspergillaceae
Product: acid phosphatase DET1
Exons: 2
Coding region: 1-1749 (582 amino acids)
Molecular function (GO): phosphatase activity
Source: RefSeq, a predicted model, not a curated record